AUGUCAGAGCUUAAAAAACCAAAUUUCAACCCAUUAAUUGGACCUGCUAAUAAAGCAAGAUAUGAAAGCCUUUCAUCCAUUACCAAGGAUGAAAAAUUAGAGCUUGAUUACUUGGAUCUUGCAACUCAAAUGGGUAAUAUAUCAUUAAAUAAUAUUGAAACUGAUAAAGUUGUCAUAAAGGAUGUUGGUAUCGAUACAAUCACAAAAACAUCUCUUGAAGUUAUUGUGAAUGCUGAUAAAAAAGAGACAAAGCAACCAAUUGAAUCAAUUGACGAAAAAAUUAAUCGUUUAGUUGCAGGAUCGGUAUUUGAUCUCAGUUUAAUAGCUCCAAAGAUUGAAGAGAAAUCUCAUACAGAUAUCAAAGAUGGAGCAGAAGCUGUAAAGACUAAGACUAAGAAACGAAGCAGAGAUGAGGAUGAAGAUAUUCCUAAAUCAAAGAAACAAAAAGGACAAACCAAAGAUCAAGAAACUGAAAAGAAGCUUUCUUUAAUUAAAGAAUCUAAACUUCGAAAGUCUAAAGUUGCUAGAAAGCCUAUAGCUCAGAGACCGAAAUCAAUUAAGUCUAGAUCAAAAUCAAAAUCUGUGAAGCCCAAAUCAGAUAAACCAAAAGCACAACCUAAAAAGAUUGUAAAUAUUAAAGAGCCAGUUGUAAAAGCCUCGAGAAAACAACCUGGAAGAAAAACCAAAAGUGAAGCAUCAAGUAAAUGGAAAGAAACUAAUACUAAUGGUUUUAUUAAAUUGACUUGUACCUAA
This is a messenger RNA of Hansenula ciferrii, 753 nucleotides long. RefSeq lists its product as uncharacterized. Lineage: Eukaryota; Fungi; Ascomycota; Saccharomycetes; Phaffomycetales; Wickerhamomycetaceae. The transcript has a single exon. The record is from RefSeq and is a predicted model, not a curated record. Bases 1 to 753 code for a protein of 250 amino acids.